CUGAGAUGCAAAGGAAGGCGCCCAGCUAGUGCGUGUUGGUGUGUGUGCGUGAGGAUGCGGUCAUUUGACGGUGAUCUCGGUGCCCCUUUCGGCCAAUUUGCACCAUCCUGUGUGCGUGUGGGGGGCAUCACCAGGUGGUCCCAAGGGAGGGUUCCAUCAUAUAAGAAGCCCCGGUGUAGUUCUUGGAGUCCAUCACUGCCUUUUCUGUCACCCCUCUUCAACGACGGCCAAGACUUCUUCCAACUUCGCCAGAAGAAUUCACGCCCGCUCCCAGUCCCUCCCGGACCUCGAAAAUAGAACCCCAGUGCUAUCGGCGCUCCAAUAGGCCAAACAACCCCUGGUCGAUCACCUAAAAGCGGCCUACUCUUCGGCAAUCCACUCGGCCUGCCCCUCCCUCUUUUUUCCUGUUCCGUCUCAGUAGCCUUAAAAAGAGCACGUCAGAGCCGGCCUUUGUCUACACACCUUCUCAUCUCUGACAAAAAUCAUGGCUCCCGUUGCCACCUCUCCCGCGCCCUCGUCGGUGCCCCUUGUGCAUCAGUCCGAGGACGUUGUCAAGAACAUCAAGGCCAAGCUCGCCGCUGCCCGCAACGGCAACAGCAGCGAUGUGGCCGCCGUUGAUGAAGAGGCGGUCCACGCCAAGCCCGACGGCCAAAAGCUCGACGAGGUGUCAGACGCCGUCGAUGCCGUCAACGAGUACCUGGGCGAGCACCGUGACGUGUCGGUGCCACGCGACCAUGACGACGAGUGGCGCGCGGCCAAGUCCAAGUUUGACGAGGAGAAGGACAAGGAGGCAUUCAGGAACUACGAAGACGCGGCCGACCACGUCAAGGCCCUCUACCGCGAGCAGCACGAGAAGCAAACCGUGGCGUUCAACAUUGCGGCGCGGGAAAAGUACCUGGGCAAGGUGCAUGCUCGCAUGACCGUAUGGGAGGCCAUCGAGAAGCUCGACAGCCUCGUCGACGAGUCGGACCCAGACACGGAGCUGUCGCAGAUCCAACACCUGCUCCAGACGGCCGAGGCCAUGCGGCGCGACGGUCGGCCCGACUGGAUGCAGCUCACGGGCCUGCUCCACGACCUCGGCAAGCUCAUGUGCUUCUUCGGCGCAGAGGGCCAGUGGGAUGUCGUCGGUGACACCUUUGUCGUCGGCGCCAAGUUUUCCGAAAAGUGCGUCUACCCAGACACGUUUGACGCCAACCCGGACGCGCACGACGCGCGCUACAACACUGAGCUGGGCAUGUACAAGCGCGGCUGCGGCCUCGACAACAUCAUGCUGAGCUGGGGCCACGACGAGUACAUGUACUGGCGCCUCAAGGCGCAGACAACAAUCCCCGAGGCCGGGCUCGACAUGAUCCGCUUCCACUCGUGCUACCCCAUGCACCGUGACGGAGAAUACCGCCAGUUCUUUGCCCCGGGCGACGAGCAAAAGAUGACAAACGUCAUUGCAUUCAACGCCUACGACCUCUACUCCAAGAGCGACGACCCACCGGACCCGGUCAAGCUGCGGCCCUACUACGAGGCCAUCAUCGACAAGUACGUGCCCAACGGUGGCCGCCACGCCGUGCUCGAGUGGUGAUUAUUUGCCCUUUAUUUUCGUCGCCUGUAUGAGUAUCUUUCUUUCUUUCUCUACUUUCUACCUUACAACACUUUGGCCCACUACUACUCAAUCAACCCUACGAUACCGUCC
Messenger RNA from Acaromyces ingoldii, 1684 nucleotides. RefSeq names its product putative myo-inositol oxygenase. NCBI's taxonomy places the organism in Eukaryota, Fungi, Basidiomycota, Exobasidiomycetes, Exobasidiales, Cryptobasidiaceae. The record is from RefSeq and is a predicted model, not a curated record. Bases 485 to 1573 code for a protein of 362 amino acids. Gene Ontology annotation, biological process: inositol catabolic process. Gene Ontology annotation, cellular component: cytoplasm. Gene Ontology annotation, molecular function: inositol oxygenase activity; iron ion binding. The transcript is spliced from 2 exons.